Molecule: messenger RNA, 330 nt
Organism: Cetraspora pellucida
Lineage: Eukaryota; Fungi; Glomeromycota; Glomeromycetes; Diversisporales; Gigasporaceae
Source: the annotation of a GenBank genome assembly
AUGCCAUUUUCGCGUAAAUGCGAAAGUGAGGCAGAUUAUAUUGGCCUCCUUUUAAUGGCUCAGGCUUGUUAUAAUCCGGAAGAAGCGAUAAAGAUGUGGAAAAGAAUGAGUAAGGUUGAAAAAGCAGCACCACCACAAUUUUUAAGUACACAUCCAAAUCAUGAGGCAAGGAUAAAAAAAAUCAACGAGUGGAUGCCUGAAGCACUACAAAAGAGAGCAGAAAGUGAUUGCUUACAUCAAUUUGAAGGUUUUAGAAGUACAACAGAACGUUUCAGACCAUUGUGGAAUUAUCACCUUGCUGAUCCCAUGGUACAAUCUCCGCAUCCUUAG